AUGCCCAUGCCCAUGGAUCGCGAGCGCCGUCUGUCGCGGUUUACAGCCAAACUACUGCGCCGGUCUUCCUCGUCUUCCGCAAACUUUGUUGCGCCUAACUCUUCGAACCCGAACUCCAACACAACUAGCACCAACAUUACCACUGCCAACAUUAUUGCUGCCAGGAACAGCAGCAACAGCAACAGUACCACCUCUGUCAAUCUCAAUAAGCCUAAUGCCCAUACGGCGGCCCAUACAACGACCCAUACGGCGUCCCAUACGGGCUCCAUCACCCCUCCUCCCUCGGCACGCAUCCCCGAAGACGACCAGCUGCAGCUCCAGCAGCUUCAAUUGCAACCCCAGCCUCCGCACCGUGCUUUCUCUUCCAAUUCCCCCUGUGAACCCUCCCUUGGCUCCUCGUUCAAAAGCCCGACUAAUGACAGCUCCAACAUUCUCUCCCAGCUAACCCCCAGGAGGCUGCAGAGUGGGGACGAAACUCGAACCCUUUCCAUCAGGUCAACAACUAUUCAGCACCAAAAUCAAGAUCCGAAUCUCGCUCAUGACCCACUGCGUCAAUCAACCCUGGAUAAAGAAAACGAUGAGGUAGCAGAUGAACACGUCAACCAACUCCCAGCUGUCAGUUUCCCCGUUUCCGCUGCUGUCGACGCAGACCACGAGGCAGGAGGAUCCUCCGACCGCUCCUCGUCGAGCAGCUCUCGUGCUCUGGACCCAAAAGAAGACCGCCUCCCAUUCCGUGCCCUGGAAGAAUUCUCAUUCUCCAGAUCUUCUUCCUCUGCAAAGGGAAAAAGCUCCAUAUUUCGGUCUUCUCGACAACCCCUCCCUCUCGCGUCUGCAGCAUCCUCUCCGUCUCUCAACGUCGUUGAUGAGUCUCGUCAACAACAAAAUAUCUCCGUAUCAUCCGCCACAUCUUCCAAAACUACUACCACUGUGAAACCUGUUCCACGACCUAGCAUUGCCGUCCGUCGUCAGUCCCUCGUUCCUUCUUCCCAACAACGCCUGAUCAGCACCCUCCUCGAACCGUCUUCCUUUGGUGGUGGAGACUACUUCUCCGGAGGUCUUCCCGCCAUCCAUCGCGAGAUGAUCAACCGUAAGAUAUGGGUUCGACGGCCCAAUUCCUCACCGACAUUGGUCACAGUUACAGAGGAUGAUCUAGUGGAUGAUCUGCGCGACGUCAUCUUGAAAAAAUACAGCAACUCCCUUGGUCGCACCUUUGACUCUCCAGACAUCAUUAUAAAACUCGUUCCCCGAGAACUGACGAGUCGACCAAGCUCCCAGGAACGUGUGCUUGGUCCGGAGGAACCCGUCGGACGCACAUUGGACACUUUCUACCCCGGAGGACAGACCGUAGACGAAGCAUUGAUUAUUGAUGUUUCUCAGCGCCGCACACCAAAACCUUCGCCCAGACAACACAAUAUAGGAUGUCAACUUGAUGAACUACGUCCAGCGGAAUUUGGAGAUUACUUCCCUCCGAUGCCAAUGGUUCCCGCAUCUAAUCCUUCUGGAUCCGCCUCGAAUGCAAGUAUACCUAGCUCCCAUCAUGGCCCCGUACCUUCCAUGUCCGUGAUUACAACCGGACAACUGCCUCCCCUUCCCUCCCCGGGGAGCCAUCUCUCCUGGCACCCACACCAACAUCAACAUCGUCCCAAAUAUGGCCGUCAGCAUACUCCCCCGCCUCCUAUCAUAUCUACAUCUACAAAUGCCAGUGUGACAGCAAAUCCAUCUCCACCCCGUACUGCUUCCCCACACCCAAUCCAAAAAUUGCGGAAACCUAAAAAAACCAUCAACUCCUCUUUCCAUACGACUCUGUUAGAUGGCACAGUACCUCCCAUUAACGUUCUAAUUGUGGAAGAUAACAUUAUCAACCUCAAACUCCUGGAAGCAUUCAUGAAACGACUCAAGGUGCGGUGGGCAACCGCAAUGAACGGGCGUGAGGCAGUUAACAAAUGGCGCGCCGGGGGAUUCCAUUUGGUCCUGAUGGAUAUUCAAUUGCCCAUAAUGGGUGGUCUUGAAGCUACGAAGGAAAUCAGGAGAUAUGAACGGCUUAACAACAUUGGAGUUUUCUCGAGGACCGUUUCUGGCCAGUCGUUGAAGGGCUCAUCGGUAUCGGGGCGGAACUUAUCUGGCAAAGCUGGAAAUAAUAAUCAUCUCCUCGAACCCCUGAGACCGGAGGAUAAAUUGGAAAAUCCAGAAGCGUUUAAGAGUCCUGUUAUCAUCGUUGCGCUGACGGCUAGCAGUUUGCAGAGUGAUCGAAAUGAAGCUCUAGCUGCGGGCUGCAAUGAUUUCCUAACAAAGCCCGUCAAUAUCGUCUGGCUAGAACAAAAAGUUACCGAAUGGGGAUGCAUGCAGGCCCUCAUCGACUUUGAAGGAUGGCGCAAAUGGCGAAAGUUUGACGAGCAACAGAAUCCACAUCAUGAUCCCGUGGCAACAACGACAAUAUCAACAACAACCACAACACCUGAACUCGCCAAUGCCGGGAAGCCGGAAACCGCCGUCCAACAAAGGAAAUCACAGCCAAAUAUCGCCACGAGCGGGAACGGGAAGGUCAUCGCCAGCCCUAGCACUAGUAACAACAGCAACGGCAACGGCAAUGGUAACGGCAAUAGCAAUGUUGUCGCAGGUAUAGCCCGAGAUGGAGGUGGGAGCCUGGUCAGUUCCAAAUCCGUGCCCGCUCCCGGGAAGGAGAUUGGUUGCAAUAGCAGCCUUGAAGGCUCUUCGUCCAUGAUUGCCCCCAACGGUUCUUCGCUGCUGGAAGCAAGUGGAAGCCCAAGCGCAAGGAGUGCGUCUGGCUCUUCGAAUGUGUCGGCAUCAACUGAUGCCAAAAAGGGGAAUCGGAGUAGGGCGAGGUCAACGCCUAGAUCUCCGAAUAUUUAA
Molecule: messenger RNA, 2871 nt
Organism: Paracoccidioides brasiliensis Pb18
Exons: 3
Coding region: 1-2871 (956 amino acids)
Biological process (GO): phosphorelay signal transduction system
Source: RefSeq, a predicted model, not a curated record